CGAUGUGAUUGGCCCGCAAACGCCACUUUGGCCCCAGUGGAGACCGACGCCCCCACAACCACUUUGGCCUCAAUCACCACACCUGGAGGCUGUCCUGUUUGUUCCUGUCCAACACAAAGACCCACUGAUGCCCCUACAGAAGCACCUACCGAUGCCCCUACACAAGCACCUACCGAUGCCCCUACACAAGCACCCACCGAAGCACCCACUGAUGCCCCGACUCAACGACCAACAGCUGCCCCCACACGCCCUCCGACACAACCACCAACUCGACCUUCAACAACUAGUAGACCCCGACCUACUACUACUAGACCCAGACCUACUACUACUAGACCCCGACCUACUACUACUAGACCCAGACCUACUACUACUAGACCCAGACCAACCACACCGAAGCCCACAAACCCGGCCCCACCACCCUUCCAGUGCCCCCGAGAGGACAUCAUA
Oppiella nova is the source of this 447-nucleotide messenger RNA. Lineage: Eukaryota; Metazoa; Arthropoda; Arachnida; Sarcoptiformes; Oppiidae. The record is from the annotation of a GenBank genome assembly.